UCCCCUGGGCCCCGCCCCGCCCCAAAAUCAACUAACGGAAUUAACUUGGCCUGCACCUAUAUCCUAUAUAUACCCCGAUGCAUGAAUUCUUCAUAUUCAAAAUUUCAUAUCGCAAUCCACAAAAGUAUAUUGAAAUCAACAUGUCUCGUCCCGUCGUCAGAAAGUUCCUGGCUCGGCCUCAGCACGAAGGCGUCGGCGCCACCGUUAGAAGAAGCAUUGGAAGGUUUGAGCUGAAAUACUUCGACCCUUUUCUUGUUCUGGACGAGUUCUCAGUUUCUGCGCCGGCUGGAUUUCCUGAUCACCCACACAGAGGAUUCGAGACCGUCACCUACAUGCUACAGGGAGCAGUGAGGCACGAGGACUUCGAGGGACACAAGGGCACGAUCGAAGCUGGUGACCUGCAAUGGAUGACUGCAGGCAGAGGAAUUGUCCACUCCGAAAUGCCUGCCGCUGAGGGAACUCAAAAGGGCUUGCAAUUAUGGAUCAACCUCUCCUCCAAACAUAAAAUGAUUGAGCCAAGGUAUCAAGAAAUGAAGAGUAGGGAGAUUGCAGAAGCAUCGAGAGACGGCGUGCAAGUGAGAGUGAUUGCAGGGGAGGCAUUGGGCGUCAAGUCAGAAAUAUACACCACAACUCCCACCAUGUUUCUUGACUUCACACUCAAGCCAGGGGCACACAUUCGCCAGCCAAUACCUACGUCGUGGAACGCCUUUGUAUACGUUUUGGAAGGAGAGGCUACGUUUUCGAAUUCCCCUGUGUCCGCCCACCACCUCCUCCUCCUUGGGGAGGGCCACGCCGUCUACGCCUCCAACCACUCCUCCAAGCCACUCAGGUUUAUUCUGGUUGGCGGUCAGCCGCUGGGGGAGCCUGUGCACCAGUAUGGUCCCUUUGUCAUGAACACGCAGCAACAAAUUGAUCAAACUAUUGAGGAUUAUGAGAAUUGUACCAAUGGAUUUGAGAAAGCUAGACACUGGAAGUCUCAGUCCACUCAAGUUUUUGGUUAUUGAUUUAUGCACUUUUUUCCCAUUCGAUUCAACAUAUAUUAAUUGAUAGAUAAGUGAUGAAGAUCA
Molecule: messenger RNA, 1067 nt
Organism: Salvia miltiorrhiza (redroot sage)
Lineage: Eukaryota; Viridiplantae; Streptophyta; Magnoliopsida; Lamiales; Lamiaceae
Product: pirin-like protein
Exons: 6
Coding region: 78-1004 (308 amino acids)
Source: RefSeq, a predicted model, not a curated record